Molecule: messenger RNA, 3436 nt
Organism: Electrophorus electricus (electric eel)
Lineage: Eukaryota; Metazoa; Chordata; Actinopteri; Gymnotiformes; Gymnotidae
Source: RefSeq, a predicted model, not a curated record
UCCCAUCAGCCACUGCAGCUAGUCAAUGCUAGUGUGUUUUCCUUAAACCGCCUCCGAUGUGACUUGUAAAUAAAUACUCAAACAGUUUGAAAGGUCCCACAAUGUCUGAGCUAUUUAUGGAGUGUGAGGAGGAGGAGUUGGAGCCAUGGCAAAGGGCAAUACCAGAAAUCAGUUUGAUUGACGAUGAUGAUGACGAUGAACCUAUCUUUGUGGGAGAAAUCUGCAGCUCAAAGCCCAUAUCGAACAACAGACCCAUUGUCAGCAGCCAGCGUCAUCAGCCGAGUGCCAUAUACCAGCGGGGCCCUUCGCUGACCUCCACUCAGAAGACCAGCCAGCCUCUGGUGAACUCUGCCAAACACCCGGCAGCCCCUCACCUGGCAGUCAGGGCCCCAGCACAGUCGGCAGGGGGCUCCGUCCUCAUCCCUGUCAGCUCCCCUUCAGCUCCACAGCAGGCGGCACCCAGGACCAUAAACCCCAUCUCCCCUCAGCCCAUCAUCAUCAACAACCAGGGUUAUAUUGUGUCCUCACCACAGAACCUCCACAAUAACUCAUUCAUCACCUCCCUUGGCUCCCAGUAUCCACCAGGCACAUCGUUCGCUGUUCUCCAAGCUGGUCAGCAGAUUGGGCAGCAGGUCGCCGCCCAGCCCAAGCCGUUGCCGGGCGUUGUCCACAGGCCCCAGGUGCAGCUCAUCCAGAACAACGUGGUGACCCUGUCCAACGUGCAGGGCCCUGCCGACAUCUCGGUCCAGCCCCGCACCGCACACAACCCACAAGGGGUCCAGCUCAGCCAGCAGAGCAAGCACAAUGUGGGCCCCAUGGGCCCCUCCAAACAGAUGACACCUACUCUGCAGGCUGUGAACAACAGGGAUAACGGCAAAAUGAAACGAACCGCUCUGCCUGACUCAAAUAACAGCACCAAUAAAAGAACCAAAAUCGACACAGAGAACGAAACGCCCCUGAGUAGGAAGUGUCCAAAAUGUCACGUUCAUUUCAACUUGAUGGAGCCGUUAAAAAGUCACAUGAGGUCCUGCUGUCCUUAUUUGCUGGAGACCAUCUUCCCGUCCACCUCAAAGCCGGACCGUGCUGGGGCGGCGGCGGUAGCGACGGCGACCACGCCAGCCCGCAUGUACGACGUGGAGCGAGGCAAGCUCAUCAUGCUCGUGUCCGACUUCUACUACGGCAAGUGUGAGGGGGACGCGUCGGUCACCCGCGAGCAGAAGUCCAACACUACGUUCAAGUGCAAUAGUUGUCUGAAAACACUAAAGAACAAUAUCAGGUUCAUGAAUCACAUGAAGCAUCACUUGGAGUUGGAGAAGCAGAACAGCGAGAGUUGGGAGAGUCACACCACAUGUCAGCACUGCUACCGCCAGUACUCCACUCCCUUCCAGCUGCAGUGCCACAUAGAGAGCGCCCACAGCCCCUACGAGUCCACCACUAAUUGUAAGAUUUGUGAGUUGGCCUUUGAGACGGAGCAGGUCCUCCUGGAGCACAUGAAGGACAAUCACAAACCCGGAGAGAUGCCAUAUGGCUGCCAGGUUUGCAACUACAGGUCGUCAUUCUUCUCCGAUGUGGAGAACCAUUUCCGCACGGUCCAUGAGAACACUAAAGACCUCCUGUGCCCCUUCUGCCUUAAAGUCCUGCGCAGUGCACACAUGUACAUGCAACACUACAUGAAACAUCAGAAAAAGGGAAUUCAGCGCUGUGGAAAGUGUCGAUUGAAUUUUCUCACCUACAAGGAAAAGGUGGAACACAAAACACUAUACCAUCGAACUUUUAAGAAACCGAGAAGCCUCGAAGGACUGCCUCCAGGAACUAAGGUGACAAUUCGUGCCUCCCUUACUGGAGGGUCUGCCAUGUCUCCCAACACCGCUAGCAAGUCAUUUGUCAACCUCGUGCCCACAAGCCCCGAGACAACACGACCAGUGGCUCACAAGUCCAGCUCGAACGUGGGGAGGACAAAGAUGAACCAGGCCAACAAGAGCCGCAAUUCUACCCACAACAGUGAGCUCAAAGGCUUGAAGCUUUCUGGAGUGCACAAAUGUACUGAGUGUCUUCAUGAAGUCACUGACCCCUAUGUUCAUUAUCCCCUGGCACUGAAAUGUUCUAUAUGCAAGUAUCGGACGAGCUGUCAGAAGUCUUUCGGGCAGCACCCAUCAAGGUUCCAUAGCAGUUCCUCCAAACUGCGACUGAGCAAGGUGAAGAAACCUCUGCGUGGUGUGCGGAGUCUGACCCUCGUUUGUCUAAACUGCGACUUCCUGGCUGGUGCCUCUGACGCGGACCGCAUGUGCGAGCACCUGCUCAGCCGGCCCAACCACACCUGCCAGAUCAUUUUAGAGACAGAUGUGGAGUCGUCGACGGUUAGCUGUACCCUCACUGACUCUGCUAAGGUCGAGACCCAAAGUCCUACAGAGGUGGUCUGCUCGGACCGUUCGGUGGGAACCACAGAUUUCUCCUCAGAAGUGUUCUCCCUGAAGUCCGAGCCAAGCGAGGUUGAAUCGCUCAGCAUCGUUAGCGUGUGGAGCGAAGGCCCCGCGGCACGCUCAGCCGACGACGCGUUAGAAAACGCGGAGGUGCCGAUUCAGAGCCUCCAAGACCGCGAGGAUGAAACAGAGACCGGGAUUGCUGCACCCGUGGCAGAGGGCAGCCACGGGGGGAAAGUGUCCCAAAGCGUCUCGCCUGUCUCUUGUGAAGUGGCGGCCCCAAGCCCCUGCAGCCUCAGGGAGGACGAAGGGCAGGUCACGGCGGACGACUUCCUGAAUAAAACUGACAGGACGGAGCGCGUGAGCGUGCAUUCGCCCCUGGAACCUCUCACGCCUUCGAAGGACCUGGAACGCGAUGCGGCGGAGCAUGCACCGGGCACAAGCGAAGACGCUGCGCUGGACCGUGCGACGGACGUCGAGGGCGAGCCCUCAGUGCCCCAUAACCCCCCAGAGCCUUCCGUGUCAGAGUAGGGCAGAAUACGGAUGCUCUGCUGUUACACAGUUCCACUUCUUUUUGAAAACAAAAACAAGGUGCAUUAAACAGGCUGACUGUUGUUACUUAAUGUAAGACUCAAGAGCCGGAGAGCGUUCGCCCACUUGAACUUUGUUUUCCGUGGGUUAAUAUGUCAAGAUGUGUCAACAUCUGGUUGUGAUGAAAUCUGAGCUUGACUGUGUUACUGUACUUCAAUACAAAGUAUUGCCUUCCCUCAAGAAUGAUCUGUUUCAGAAGGAAACAGAAGGACUGGGAAAUUUUUGGAAUCAUCUAACGUAAACCUUUUUGCUUGCCCUAUUUAUCCCAGUUAUGUUUUGGACAUUUUAGUAUCAUUAACGUAGGAAAGUUGGCACAGAAAUAACCGUAAAGAGUUAGCGUUUAGAUGAGAAUGUGGCUGAUUGAGUGUAUAGUAUAUUGCAUUGUACAUUGUACUUGACUGAUAAAGAAUUCCCCUCAAAAAGGA